AAGGAUUCGAGCGGACAAUCUCUGUUGUUAAAGGCGGUAAUCAAAGGUCAUCAGACCAUAGUUGGGCUGUUACUCAACAAGGGCGUGGACCCAACAAUCGCCAACAAAGAUAGACUUACACCUCUCACGUCUGGAGCGACUAAAGGUCACCUCAAUGUAGUGGAGUGCCUCCUCCAGAAAGGCGCUGACGUAAAUGCACCUAGAGGGUCAUAUGGCAACUCACUCUAA
Didymella exigua CBS 183.55 is the source of this 228-nucleotide messenger RNA. RefSeq lists its product as uncharacterized. The record is from RefSeq and is a predicted model, not a curated record. Lineage: Eukaryota; Fungi; Ascomycota; Dothideomycetes; Pleosporales; Didymellaceae. The annotation marks the transcript as partial. The transcript has a single exon. Gene Ontology annotation, molecular function: protein binding.